Drosophila innubila is the source of this 2928-nucleotide messenger RNA. RefSeq names its product double-strand-break repair protein rad21-like protein 1 (gene vtd). The transcript is spliced from 2 exons. The coding region runs from base 99 to 2276 and encodes 725 amino acids. Gene Ontology annotation, cellular component: cohesin complex; synaptonemal complex. NCBI's taxonomy places the organism in Eukaryota, Metazoa, Arthropoda, Insecta, Diptera, Drosophilidae. Gene Ontology annotation, molecular function: chromatin binding; protein binding. The record is from RefSeq and is a predicted model, not a curated record. Gene Ontology annotation, biological process: mitotic sister chromatid cohesion; replication-born double-strand break repair via sister chromatid exchange; synaptonemal complex assembly.
UAAUGCAAACAUCGAUGUCGCCAUGUUGUUUAAUAAGUUGUGCAUCUCUGUUUUGUUUGUGUAUUAAAGAAAAAUAAGAUUUAUUUUUACAAAAUAAAAUGUUUUACGAACACAUAAUAUUGGCCAAAAAGGGGCCAUUAGCCAGAAUUUGGUUAGCCGCACAUUGGGACAAGAAAAUAACAAAAGCGCACGUAUUUGAAACAAAUAUAGAAAAAUCAGUGGAGGGCAUUUUACAGCCCAAAGUGAAAUUGGCGCUUCGAACAUCGGGACAUUUAUUGCUCGGUGUAGUGCGAAUAUAUUCGAGAAAAGCAAAGUAUCUGUUAGCCGAUUGCAAUGAGGCGUUUGUUAAAAUCAAAAUGGCAUUCCGGCCGGGAAUGGUGGAUCUACCAGAAGGCCAUAGGGAAGCCAACGUUAAUGCGAUUACAUUGCCAGAAGUGUUUCACGAUUUCGACACAGCGCUGCCUGAGCUGAACGAUAUUGAUAUUGAGGCGCAGUUCUCGGUGAAUCAAUCCCGAGCCGAUGAGAUAACAAUGCGCGAGGAUUAUGGCAGCUUAUCGCUGUCGCUGCAGGAUGAUGGCUUUGGGGAUAUUGGAUUUGAGGCGGACACGCCUGAAAUGAUUCGUGGCCCAUUGUCGGCCAAUAUGAAUGAUCAGCUGUUUGAUGACGACGUUCUGGCAAAUGUGGAGUCAAGCGAUCCAAAUAUCCGCUUAACACAGUCCGAAAUGACCAGUGAUCGUCUGGAUGGCGACGGUUUUGGCGAUUCCUUUGGACAGCCGGCACUAUUCGAGGAUGAUUUGUUUGGCGAGCCGCCGCAAGCAACAGCCGUAAGCAUCAAUAAAGAGGUGGACGAAGUUAACAAUCCCCCUGACUAUUCAGAUGAUGAUGGCAUCGACAACUUCAAUAACGCCCCAUCGCCGGCGUCCUCCUGUGCCAACUCCGUGGCAGAUGAGAAGGAGGAUAAUUUUCAGCCAAAGGAGCACAAUUUCAAUGAGGACGUCAACGCAUGUGACGCUGAUCCAGCAUUGAACGACCUAACUUUGGUACAGAACGACGACGAGGGAUUCGCACUGGCGCCCAUUGAUGCAACCACUUACAGAGGUGCCACCAAAGCCAAGCGUAAGCGGAAACUCAUAAUUGAUGAGAUCAAGAAUAUAUCGGGAGAGGAGAUGAAGGCGCAACUGGCGGAUACUUCGGAUAUACUCACUACCCUGGAUCUAGCGCCGCCAACAAAGAGAUUAAUGUACUGGAAGGAGACGGGCGGUGUGGAAAAGCUUUUCGCUCUACCAUCCCGCACGAUUCCCGCCCGAGUCCUUCUCAAUAACUAUAACCGGCAACUGCUGUCACACUCGACGCCUCUGGAGGACUUCUCGAAUAUCGCCCCCAUUGAUGUGCUGGCAUUGGAACUGUAUACCCAGGAAGGCGAGAGCUCGCUGAUAAUAGUGAAUAAAAAGGGACGCAAGCGUAAGAAUGAUGCAACGGCCAAUCCAGUUGUUGAACCAGCUGCCGAUAAUACGCUUACCCAGAGCCUGGCAGCUCCCGAGAUGAUCCGUGAACAGGACAAGUCCUUGGGACUCUCGCUUGUUUCCCUCGACAGCGUGGCAAAGGAGCAGGACAGCAUUGUGCCACAGCCGGAUGCAGCCAUAUUCGAUAAAAUGCAAAGUCCAUUGUUAUCAUUCAAUGACAUGGAUAACUUUUCAAAUCUGAACGAGGUGCCGCUGACGCCACGAGAUGGUCAUCUUGAUAUGGGCGAUGAUUUCCACCACGGCGAUCUAACACCAGCGGGCUUGGAUCACGGACAAAUGACACCUCAUCAUGCCGGAAUUGGAGACAUCGAUUGUAUACCAAAUCUGCCGCCCGAUCAAGUCAGCUCCAUACUCAAUGAAACCGAGGAUCCAACAAUCACCGACGCCAACAACUUUAAUAAGACAUGCGAAAUCUCAACGGAUUGGAACGAUUAUGAUUUCCCGCCAUCGGUGGGUCUACAAAAUGUUCCCGCAGACGAACAAAUGGAAAAUGAGACGGACGAACAGUUUGAGGAGCGAGUGCUGAACAAGAGAGCGGCACAAUUGUUCCUCGAUGUUAGAGUGCAUUUCAAUAACAACGAUCAUUUGACACUAUCCCAGUUAACAGUACGAAACUCAAGGAAACAGGCCGCACAAAAGUUCUAUUCCCUUCUUGUCCUGAAAAAGUUCAAGGCCUUAAAUAUAACACAACCCGCGCCCUAUGCCGACAUUACAGUAACUCGUGGUCCUCUCUUUGAUAAUCCCAAAUUGUAAACGCUGCAGCUGCGUGAUUUAUUACCACAAUUAUAUUAUAUAAUUUUUUUUACAAUUAAACACUAUGUGUGCGCGUACCAAUAGUAUAAUAUAUAAAUUUUUUAAAUUAAGUCAUUGAGAGAAUGUUUUGAUUUUUUCAAUGCGAUUAUGUUUAAUUUAAAAAAAGUAUUGCUGUAUUUAUUUAAUAAUAUGUUAAAUGACAAAGCAAAUAAUUUAACAAAAAAAAAAUCAUGUUCAGUAAAUUAGAAUUUAUAUGUAAAACAUUGUCUGCUAAUAUUAAUUGGCUAAUUAUUGUUUUUGUAACCAAAUAUAAGACAAAACACACCCAGUUUCUUAGAUGGACGAGGAUUUGGGCUACUUAAGGAUGAACUCCACAGACUAUGGGCUGGAUCUACAUUUGGGAACUUCAACUUCAGUAACCAUUAAAAGCAACACAGCACGUAACUGUACCGCCUUGUGAACAGCAUUUGACAAAGAGUUUUUGUAGCAAUACAUUUUGUUCCAUUAGCAGUAGGUCCACACAUACAACAAAUUAAAAUAGUUUUUAAAUUUUAUUAUACAAAAAGCAUCAUCACAACAUCUCAAAAAAACACAUAACAGCUGUAAUUUGGAUUAUAGAAAUUAUGUAUGUACAAUAAACGAUAAAAUAUUU